Molecule: messenger RNA, 2106 nt
Organism: Penicillium diatomitis
Lineage: Eukaryota; Fungi; Ascomycota; Eurotiomycetes; Eurotiales; Aspergillaceae
Exons: 1
Coding region: 1-2106 (701 amino acids)
Source: RefSeq, a predicted model, not a curated record
AUGUCAGAUACUCGAGGUGCGCGGCAGGCGAGGCCCACUCGACCCGUUCGGUCCACGCGUGCUAGGAUCCAAACGUAUCAUGAAGAUAGCUCUUCCGAAGAAGAAAUUGGGCCAUCUCAAAAUCUGAGCGUACAACCACCCACGAACCAACAAAUCUCUCUUCGUCCGCGAACUGCUACUGGGAAACGGCGAGUUUACCGUGAAGAGACGUCAGACACGGAUUCCAGUCUCUCAUCUUUCGAAAGCGAUCCAAAUGAGGAAGUUGGCGAGCAACUAGUCCAGUUGUCACAGUAUCGACGCACAUUGCCCAGACGUGCAGUGAGAGAGACGAGCUCGAAUGGCCCUCCCACAGUCGCCACCCGACAUGCUGAGGGCAGUGGACCUUCCAACGCGACUCGAUCCAAACGAAGGGCGACUGCAGAACGCAAAAGCACAGGCAACAAAGGCAUCACCAAGCCUCCAAAGAAACGCGGACGGCCCUCAGCAAAUGAAAAUGAGUUAAUCAUGCCAGGAGUCAUACCACCGUGGUCAACUCUUCCAUACCAAGUUCUGUUCGAUAUCUUUUUGAGGGCAUCCCAUCCAAUUGUUGACGAGCAAGCCAUGCAGCGAAGCAAGUCAGUGAAAUGGCUCUUGGAUGUCGGACUUCUCUGCCGAAGCUUUUUAGAGCCCGCCCUCGCUGCACUUUUCCAUGCGCCACCAUUGGUCCCACCCUCAAAGAGCUUCGGUCUUCUGUCUCUCUUGUCCCGUCCACAGACAUCGACAGUAAUCAACUAUCCUGUGAAGGUCAAGGAGCUCCACGUGGAGGCAGAGUCAGUGCUGCUAUACAAAGGUGGCCCGCGUCUAGGAUGGUUCAAUUUGUCGGAACUUAUCGCUUUAGUGCCAGAAGUGAAGUCCAUCCGCCUGUUCCACAAGGACGACCACACUAUCGGACUCCCUCAUUACCAUGUGAGACUGUCAAAAUGGCAAUAUCCGGAAUCCUUGUUCCAUGCGAUGGAUGAAAGUGGCACAACUCUUCGUCAUUGGGACUGGAAUGGCCGCUUUAUGGACAGCCAGGAUAUUCUGCCCUACAUGUUUGAGAAACACCAGCGAGCGUCCUUCCAGCAACUCAAGCAUCUCCGACUACUCCAUAUCGGCGUUUCAUCUCCGGUAGAUGUACCUGACGGAGUCGAUCCUGUUUCUAGAGUGGUGAAUCAACUUCAGCACCUCCAGACCUUGGAACUUAUCGAAUGUCCUUGUGUCGACGGAAAGAUGAUGUCGGGGUUGCCAAAGACCCUUCGGUCUCUGACAAUCACUAAUUGCGAUUCUGUUUUCUCGUCCUGUAUGGAUGCUUGUCUAAAGGCCUGCGGCCAAGGCCUUCAAGAGCUCAAUCUCCGCCACAACCGUCACCUCAAUAUGUCGUUCGCCACCAAUCUUGCUCAUUAUUGCCCGAAUCUACAGACUUUCAGGAUGGAUAUUUCAAUCCGCGACUGGUCGAGCUACCACGAUACCGAACCUCAUUUUGAUGUUCUACUUGCUGAGCAAGAAAAACCGACCUGGCCAGGCGCGCUUCAGGAAAUCGAACUUUUGCAGCUAAGGAGACUCACUGGAUCCACCGCAGAGUCUUUCUUUGUGUCAUUGGUCGAUGCGGGGCCGAACAUGCCUGACCUGCGGCGGCUCACCAUUACAGCGAUGGUGAAGCUAAGCUGGCGGGACCGAGCCAAUUUUCGCGAGAAGUGGAUUCGAAACCUCGAGUCCACUUUUCAACGAUACAGUGCGCCGCCCGACCCUAAUCGUCGUUCUCUGCGAAAACGCACCCUCAAACCAUCUCAACCAGCUGGUAACAAUGUAACGGUUCAACAAAAACCUGGUGACUGUGAAAGUUCAGCGGCAUCCAAGCGCCAAAGCAGUCGUCUGGCCCAACGUAGGUAUUCGGCAUCGCAUCCACCCCAUCCGCAAGGCCACGAACACAUCCGGCAGGGCAUGUGCGAUGUAGUCAAUAUUCGCAUUGACAAUCAGCGACCCACUGAUACGCAAUUCAAGGAGACAGACUUUCUCGAUGAUGAACUAAGUGGGGACGAAGACUGGACUGGCGAUGACUGGGAACCCGCCGAGCGACAUGCGUGGUGA